CGGAAGAGCCGAGCAGCGUGGAUAUGUCGGACCCGGCGGCGCAGGCCUUGCAACCCCGGCUUCUCCAAGCCCAGUCUACUGGGUCAGCUGGGUCUAGUACUGCUGCAGCAGGCUCGGGGUCAGGAAAUAGCGACCCGGCCAGACCAGGACUUAGCCAGCAACAGCGUGCAAGCCAGAAGAAAGCCCAAGUCCGAGCUUUCCCACGGGCGAAAAAGCUUGAGAAACUUGGCGUAUUCUCCGCAUGCAAGGCUAUUGACACAUGCAAGUGCAAUGGAUGGAAAAAUCCAAAUCCACCAUCAGCCCCACGUAUGGACCUGCAACAGCAAGCAGCCAGCCUGAGCGAGCCGUGCCGCAGCUGUGGACAUGCUCUGGCUGAUCAUGUGUCCCAUUUGGAGAACGUGUCUGAGGAUGAGAUUAACAGGCUGCUGGGGAUGGUGGUGGACGUGGAGAACCUGUUUAUGUCUGUACAUAAAGAGGAGGACACUGACACCAAACAGGUCUACUUCUACCUUUUCAAGUUGCUGAGGAAAUGCAUCCUGCAGAUGAGCCAGCCCGUUGUCGAGGGAUCUCUUGGAAGUCCACCGUUUGAAAAACCCAACAUCGAGCAGGGGGUUUUGAAUUUUGUUCAGUAUAAGUUCAGCCAUCUGGCACCAAAGGAAAGACAGACCAUGUUUGAGCUGUCAAAGAUGUUCCUCCUGUGCCUAAAUUACUGGAAGCUGGAGACACCAACGCAGUACCGCCAGCGCACGCAGAAGGACGAUGGGACCGCAUACAAAGUGGACUACACCAGGUGGCUGUGCUACUGCCACGUCCCCCAGAGCAACGACAGCCUGCCGCGCUAUGAAACCACCCACGUGUUCGGCCGCAGUUUGCUCAAGUCCAUCUUCACCGUGACCCGACGGCAGCUCCUGGAGAAGUUCAGAGUGGAGAAGGACAAACUGCUACCAGAGAAACGUACACUCAUCCUCACACAUUUUCCCAAGUUCUUGUCUAUGCUGGAGGAGGAAAUCUAUGGCGAGAAUUCACCGAUCUGGGAGGCUGACUUCACCAUGCCGGCCUCGGACAGCACGCAGCUCGGACAUCAGACAGUGAUCAGUCCUGCUGCAGUGUCCGGCUCCCCGGCUCUGCCUAAGGGCCUGAGCAGCAUCUCCUCUCUGGGCAGCAUGGACUCUGGAGGUGCAGAGCCCAUCACAGGAGAGAAGCGUAAAAUUCCAGAGGCGUUGACCCUGGAGGAUGCCAAGCGGAUCCGUGUGAUGGGCGACAUUCCUAUGGAGCUGGUCAAUGAAGUCAUGAUGACAAUCACUGACCCCGCUGCUAUGCUCGGUCCAGAGACUAACCUGCUGACGCCAAACGCUGCCCGUGAUGAGACUGCCAGGUUGGAGGAGAGGCGGGGAAUCAUAGAGUUUCACGUCAUUGGAAACUCGCUUUCCCAAAAGUCCAACAAGAAGAUCCUCAUGUGGCUGGUUGGCCUGCAGAACGUCUUCUCUCAUCAGUUACCUCGCAUGCCCAAAGAGUACAUCACACGACUCGUGUUCGACCCGAAGCACAAGACCCUCGCCCUUAUCAAAGAUGGCCGUGUCAUCGGUGGCAUCUGUUUCAGGAUGUUUCCCACUCAGGGCUUCACAGAGAUCGUCUUCUGUGCCGUCACAUCCAAUGAGCAAGUAAAGGGCUACGGUACCCACCUGAUGAACCACCUGAAGGAGUAUCACAUCAAACACAGCAUCCUGUAUUUCCUCACUUAUGCCGACGAGUACGCCAUUGGCUACUUCAAGAAGCAGGGCUUUUCCAAAGACAUCAAAGUGCCGAAGAGUCGAUACCUGGGAUACAUCAAAGACUACGAAGGAGCGACCCUCAUGGAGUGUGAGCUGAACCCGAGAAUCCCCUACACCGAGCUCUCUCAUAUCAUUAAAAGACAGAAGGAGAUUAUUAAGAAGCUGAUUGAGAGGAAACAGAGCCAGAUAAGGAAGGUUUACCCAGGGCUCACCUGCUUCAAAGAGGGUGUACGACAGAUCCCAGUGGAGAGCAUCCCAGGCAUAAGAGAGACGGGCUGGAAACCCAGCAACAAGGACAAAGGGAAAGAGGUGAAGGAUCCUGACGUGUUGUACAACAUGUUGAAGAAUCUUCUGGCACAGAUAAAGACUCAUCCUGACGCCUGGCCCUUCAUGGAACCAGUGAAAAAAUCGGAGGCUCCAGAUUAUUAUGAGAUCAUCCGCUUUCCCAUCGACCUGAAGACUAUGACAGAGAGACUCAAGAACAGAUACUAUGUGACCAAGAAGCUUUUCAUCGCCGACCUGCAGCGAAUCAUCACCAACUGUCGCGAGUACAACCCUCCAGACAGCGAGUACUGCAAGUGUGCCAACACCUUGGAGAAGUUCUUCUACUUCAAAUUAAAAGAUGGAGGCCUGAUCGAGAAAUGAACUCGGCCACAGAAUCGUUUGUCGGCUUGUUAACUGACGAGGGGCGUCUUUCAUGGCGGCCGCACGACGAGACGGAUCAGAUCACGAGGACAACAUGGCUUGCUAUUGUCAUAUCUGUGUUAAUGAAAGGGUAUGUACUUGACUGACAAAUUUUACAAGGGAGUCGUUGGACUUAAACAAAACUGAGGGUUGCUUUGAAAUAUCAGAACCAGUUUAGUGUCCACAUGGCAUUACCUUUCCCCUUGAAGGUAUCUCCUGUCGUUUUCUCUUUUCCACUGGUCACUGUUGGUUAAUAAUCUAGAAAUACAUAUUUCAUCAAGUGUACCAAAGUUGCAGGUCCAAGUUAAAACAUUGCCACACUUUCCACCAUUAGUUAUAGUAUGAUUCACCCGAUUUUGUCACAUUUGACCACAUGUACUCAUUCCAGUUUGCUUAAAACACAUCACUUAGAGCAGAUGUACACGUAGAGUUCUUUUCAUAGGAAACUGGACCUUGGGACCUAAAGCCACGUUGCCUUGCGUUGCUGACAGACACUUGAAACAUCCCAGCCAUCUUCAUGGGUUUUAAGAUAAACGUUCUUUGAGGGGUGAAGUCCUUAAAACACCUGGCACUGAAAGAUGGGCAGUACUUUGACGCUUGAGUAGAGAUGAAACAGUUUAAUCAGUUGUUUUGUGAAAAAUGUAUUGAAGUGAAAAUACUGAACAUUUGCUGGUUUUAUCAAAAGUGACAAUUUGUUGCUUUUUUCCACGUUUUCAUUUUAGUUUAUUUAGAACACCUUUUGGAUAUUUUGAUUGUUGGUCAGAAAAAAAGCCAGUUAUUUAUCAUUUAGACUUGAGUGUUUAACGUGAAUAAUAUUAUAAUAUUUAAAGCAUCACAGAUAAACCAAUUUAAAAAAAAAAAAAAAAAAAAAAGUUGUGGCAGCCUUUCUCUUAAGGAGUUUGAGAAGCUGCUAGUGAUGGACUGGGCAGCAAAUAUACCCAGCACUUGUGUGCGAAAAGAAAAUUGUCCCAAUCGUUGCCUUCAAGAAAAUACUCGUUUUCAUGUUGACAGCAACAUAAUAUAUUUAUUUGCACAGUAAAUAUGAUGCUUACUGUUUAUACACCCAUUUUCCACUGGCAGGGUUUUAUCCCAAACCAUUUAGGAUGAGGUCACACAUUAGUAUAGCUUUUAUCGUGCUUGCAGGUGAAACUGUAGUUGGUGGCAUUGAUUUGUUCUGUUGCAAGUAGUGCAGUCACCUCCGCACACGUAUGUUAAGUAGUGCAUUUAGCGUACAGCAACAUGUUCGCGCUGGUCACAGGUUUACUGGAUAGUUUAUGCUGACCUGAACGUGGUGGGGGGAGAAGCUAACCAGCAGUUCUCGCAGUGAUUGUUGGCUUUUACGAAGAAGAUAACUCUGAAUUAUUUGCCAUACACAAACUGUAGUGGGUGUUGAUGCACAGAUGAUGGACAGUUUACAAGCCACUGUUGUGUUGUUUUGUUUUUGUUUUUUUUGUUUGUUUUUUUACAGUGUAACAGACAUUGUAAUGAACUGUUAAAAAUGUGUCUGUUCAGCUUCCUGAGACACAUCUGCUUGUUUCAUGGGAAGGUAACUGUCCAGUGCUGGUUGAAUAUUCCAUUGACUUGUGUAUGUGUGUGUGCGUGAGUGAGUGUGUGUUUAUUUUGUACUUGAAUCACGACUAGCUUUGAAUUACUCAAGUGAUGUCAGUGUUGCAUUAUUCAGGGUUGUCAGUUACAUACUUCUCUUUCAGUCUACCUAUGCUGCAUUACAGAUUUUCUUAAAAACAAAGGUAAGAGUGAACUUUCCACUUGUUUGAAGAUGGCUACUGUCUCUAGUUAUGAUAUAAAUGCCAUUUACUGUAACUGUAAAACCGUUCAUGACAAUAAAGGGUUUUUUUUUU
Messenger RNA from Scatophagus argus, 4315 nucleotides. RefSeq names its product K(lysine) acetyltransferase 2A (gene kat2a). Gene Ontology annotation, molecular function: protein binding; histone H3 acetyltransferase activity. The transcript has 18 exons. Gene Ontology annotation, biological process: positive regulation of transcription by RNA polymerase II; chromatin remodeling. Gene Ontology annotation, cellular component: histone acetyltransferase complex; nucleus. Bases 24 to 2417 code for a protein of 797 amino acids. NCBI's taxonomy places the organism in Eukaryota, Metazoa, Chordata, Actinopteri, Scatophagidae. The record is from RefSeq and is a predicted model, not a curated record.